Molecule: messenger RNA, 6259 nt
Organism: Lagopus muta (rock ptarmigan)
Lineage: Eukaryota; Metazoa; Chordata; Aves; Galliformes; Phasianidae
Gene: CRACDL
Product: CRACD like
Exons: 12
Coding region: 268-3165 (965 amino acids)
Source: RefSeq, a predicted model, not a curated record
GUGCCUCACCCUCAGCCCCGGGCGUGGCCGGGCCCGGUGGGGAGGAGCGGGGCGGGCGGCCCGCAGGUGCCCACAGCUUGGCUCCGCGAAUGGGCUGCUACCGCCCGGUUCGCUCUCCGUCACCUCUCGGGCACUGCCGUCCUGCCGCCGCCGGAGAGCUGCGGCCUCGCUGCUCGCACGGGGCCCAGGCUGCUGCGUUGAGUUCGGAUCGCCGCUGAUAAACGCGAAGCCCCGCUGAGAUCUCUUUGAGGUGGGAGUGACUGUCACAUGAGUUCUUCAAGGACAAUGGACCCCAAGGUGCGAGAGACUGAAGGAUAUGGAGAAGACAACUCAGGAAAGAAAAAAUCCAAGUUCAAAUCUUUCAAAAAGUUUUUUGUUAAAAAGAAAAGGAAAGAACCUUCUUCAGGGAGCAGCAGUCUGAAGCUAUUCCAGUCAACAAGUGAUGUGGCGGCCUCACAUGACAUGCAUGCUAGUUUUGAUUCUGAAGAUGAACACGAGGCCCAUAAGGGCAUUAUGGGAAGCAGAGCUUUGUCUCACGACAGCAUUUUCAUCCCUGAAAUUGGACAAGAGUCUGCAAGGCCAGUAAGAGUAUUUUCUCAAGAAAAUGUUUCUGAUCGAAUUAGAGCUCUGCAGAUGAAACUCCAGCCUACCAUGAAACUGGGACCUCCACCUCCGUUUGGGUAUCAUGCAAAGAGGACAGAUGAUGCUGGGACCAGUUCUGAGGAUGAUGGAUUACCAAGAAGUCCCCCAGAAAUGUCUUUGUUCCAGGAAGUCCUAAGUUCAGGCACAACAAUGAGAUUCUCUGACUCUCACAAGCACCCUAGCUCUUUGAGUUUAGCUGGAACAGGCAGUGAAGAAGAAGAACAGGUUACACUGGGUCCUCAUUCCACAUCUCACUCUACAGAUGGGCAGCUGUACUCCAGGCAUGGAAGUGCUAAAAUGAAAUCUCCCCACGACUCUGACAGUAGCAUUUCACCUGCUGCCAAUUUUGAAACUCCACCUGAGCUUUCCUCGUGCUUGGAUAACUCUGCUGCUAAACAUAAGCUUUUAAUAAAGCCCCGGAACCAGAGGUCCAGUAAAAUGAGACGAUUUUCUCAGAGGACCCAGUCUGAAUCCCUGACUGAUUUGAGCUGUACACCAGAAGAAGAAGAGGAUGAUGAAAAGGAGAUGCGUGCAGACUUGCCAGAUGCUGUAUUCAAAACCAGCGAUCAAGAAGUGCCUUGCAGCACAUCUGCAGCACAGGACGUGGCUUCCUGGCAGAAGCCCAGAGUGCCUGAGGACCUUCCUCCUGCUUUGAGACUGGCAGUGACUCAACCCAUUUCUGACUCUGCUGUUGCACAGGAAGCUUUGCUUCCAGAGGAUGAACCAAAGGGCUUCCAACCAAUGCUGGAUACGUGUGUGAAGUCUGAGUGCUUGCUGCUGUCAGAAGGCAACAGCUCCACAACUUCUCUGAACUCUGCUCCAGACAUAGAAGUACAAAAGCCAAAAGAUUCCUCAGCAGCAUUGGUUGUGUUGUCUGGGGAUGCGAGUAGCAAUGUGUCAACUAGUACUUUAAAUAAAGGAAACAAGGAGCUUCCUUCUGUGUUUUCAGCACAUGAAAUACCAUCUGAAGAAGAUAUUUCAACUAGUAAGAAUAGUAAUAUUUGCUUGGAAGGGUUAGAAGAAAACAUACAGAGCGAUGACCAGGUACCUGUGGAAAUGUCCUGUAACAAAGAGUCAAAGAAGGUGGUUGCUGUGUCAUCAGAGUCUAGCAAGCAGUUUUUCAUAGGUUCUUUCCAGCCCACAGAUUCAUUCCAAGUUUCACAUCCCUCUUCUUCAUCCCAGGUGGGGUUGCAUGCUUCCCAAUCUCUAGAGAAAGCAAAGACUGUACAAGAAGCAGCUGCUUCUGAUAAAGAGAACAGUCAGUCACUGGUUCACAAAGAAGAGAUUUUGGGGAAGAAAAAUGAAAAGACUGCCAAUGAACUCAAUGUCUUGAGAAAGUUUUCUGUCUCCUCUGCACGGGAAAGGCCAAAAACCAGAAGCCUACAUUUUCCAGAAGGUUCACUGUAUGAAGAUCCAUUAAAUACCAGGUUCUUCCUGUCCAAUGUGAAUGUCUCUUUGAAAAAUGAGAAGUUGAGCAAAGACUUGCAAAAGGGAUCAGAUCUGGAAGGUAGAAAAAGUAGUGACAGAAACCAAGCUUUGCUGCCAGAAUCUGACUCUGAGAACACGGGCCAGUCUACAGAAAUUUUGGCUGACUGUAGUUCUCCAGCUGUCGAUGCAGUUCCGGUGCAAAGUGAUUCUUCUGCAGUAUCUCAGAAUCAGCAAAGCUGUGAAGAUAAAAAUCCUUUUCAAGUAAAACUUAGAUCUACCUCUCUGUCCUUGAAAUAUAGAGACCACUUGUCUGAAUCAAAAGGAAUUAAAAGAUACGGCACAGAGUUUAAUUUAGAAAAUCAGGGAUUGACUUUAUUUCUCAAAGAUGAUAAAACAGAGAUCAAAAAAACAGCCAAUACAAAUGUUGAUGGUUCUUUAAAUGAAAAGAUCAAAUCCAAAGCACAGUCCUCUGAACAGCUUAGUAGCAAACCUCCAUUGCCUAAAAAGCCAGUCAUUCAAAACAUAACUGUUCCAAAUACUAGUGCAAGCAAGGAGAAGCAGGACAAAACUAUUCAUGCUCCAGAAUCCAGAAAUGAAGAGAGACACAUGGAGAAAAGGCCAAAUCCUAGUAAAGUGCCUGAGAGGAGUGUGUCUUUGGUGAUUGCUGGAGACUCCAGAAGGGAGCCUGACAGUCCCACAGAGCCAGCCUGGAUCACCAUCGCAAGGCAGAAGCAGUGGGGAACGCAGCAGGAGCAGGAGCUUGAUGGAGAGAAACCAGUCACUCCGGAUACUAAAUCAGAUACAGAGAAACAGAAUAAAGAGAAGGAAAGAACAGAGGGGUCAGUGAAACAGCAAUGGAGCAAACCUCCACACCUGGCACCUAAAACCACUUCUGAAGAACAGAAGAAGGAGUCAAAGUCUGAAGCAAAAGAGCCUCUGACAAGAGCCAAUUCACUGACACAUUUUGUCUCUGACAAAGAUGAAAUGAGCCACUUGAAGAAAGCCAGUACUGCUGCUCCAGACCAGCCGUCAUGGAUGGAACUUGCCAAAAAGAAAUCUCAAGCUUGGAGUGAUAUGCCCCAGAUUAUAAAAUAGAAUUAUGCAAAUGAAUAACAUCAUUUAUAAAUAAGUCAGCUACUUAAUUGAACUUCUACAGACCAACUAGUCACAGAGAAGAAUCUCUGAAACAGGAGAAGGCUCUUAACUAUACAGCUGUGGAAAAAGCGUGCAAUAGGUGCAGUCAAAAAGUUUACCUGAAGCAAUUGUAGCAAUCAGGAUUGCAAUGGAUUAUUUAAAUUAUGCUGAGAACAUUCUUAUACUUUGGAAAACAAGAUUUCUGCUUUAUCUGUUUCCUGUGUUUUCUUCCUUUAAGGACGUUUGCAUCAAAAGCGGAUCUUCACUAAACUUUGCUGAGUUUCAGUUGUUGCUGUUCUGUUUGAUACAUUUUUUUCUGUGUUUACGUUCUGUACACUAACAUCCUGGUUCUGUUGAUAUGUGUCACUGGAAUUGCCCCACGCUUUUUCUGUCAAACUGUAGAAGUUUUCAUGAGUGGCUUCUAGUGAGUACUCUGCUAAAAUGUGCUGCUUGGACUCUGUGUUUGCUGAGCUGAACCAAGUGGUCCAGUCUCUGAUUUUAGGUUACAUUUCAUGAGGCACGGCAAAUUUAUGCAUGACCAUGAAUAAAAAUUCCUCAGGUUCUUCUGUGAGCAGCCUUGGUUUUGUGAUAUUUUCUAGAAGGGGAGCAAUAAGGAAAUUGGACUGAAGUUUGAAGCUCAUUGCAGUUACUUUUCGACCUGAAUUUAUCUGCAACUAUCUUCUCUUUAUGUGAAAUCAUCAUGCUCAAUUAGGAGCAUGGUGUUAGCAGCAAUGGACAACUUUGCAAGCUAACAAUAAAUCCCACUGGGGAAUUUCCUGGAAACUUAAUGCCCAGGAAUUAAUGCUAAGGAAACUUAGCAGUGGCUAAGACAAACAUCUCCGUGUAUGUAUGUAUGUGUGAAUUAUUGCCUUUACACUGCACUCCCUAGGUUUAUUUAUGUAUAGAUUUGUGAUUUUGUUUCUCUUUCAGGAAAAAAAAAAAUAUAUAUAUAUAUAUGGGGAGACCUUAGGAAAUGUAGGAUUUCCUAAGAAAAACACCUGCAGUUUGGAAGUUUUGUUGUGUUGUCUUAUCUAAGGAGGUGGGGAGUAAAAGCUGGCCUCCCUCAGCAAUGAUUAUUUAAUUUUGCAACAAACAGCCCAUUGGAACAUGUGAAUAUCCAAGGCAUUGUGGUGGAUUCACCCUGAUGGACAACAGAACUCCACUGUGUCCACUUCCUACCACGGGACCCACCUUUCAGGCACUGCUCCACAUGGGCCCCCAAUGGGCAGCAGCCCUCCUGCCCCACCGUGGCUCCCUCUCCAUGGGCUGCAGCUCUGGCUCAGCGCUUCUCUUCCUGUUUUGUUUUUGUAUCCAGGUGAUACUGUAGGACCAGCAGAAGAAAUAGGUACAUUUUUCAGAUAUUAUAAAAAAGAUUUAAACUCCCUCUGUAAUAAUUCUUUAGCAUAUAGUGUUUUUUUAAUAUAUGUUGUUGCUGUGUUGUAGCAAUCUUGAAAAAAUGGUUUCUGAAUUAAAGGUGCACCUUGUGCAGAGGAUGAUGUUUUCAGGAAACGCAAUGAAAAAUGUAGUCUGUUAGUCUGUUUCCAUGCAGACCUUAAAAUGAUUAAAUCUGCUGAAUCGUGACUGAAUUUUUGGAGCAUGACCUGUAUAGCUGCAUGGGGAAGCAUGGGAACCCAUUGGACCAUCUCCUGUUUUGACAGACAGACACUCAAGAAUACCAGAGAAGCAAGAUGGAGGUCUGCUGGCAUGACCUGUGCAAUCCUAAGGGAAAAACCACUGGGUGCCUUGCUCCUUGUGUGGUGUUCUGGCUCCAAACAGGAGACUGGAAGCACGAAAGAGGUAGAUGAUUGCACAGUGCAGUUAGAUCAACCAGUGAAAGACAAAACCAAACAGGAGUUGAUCAGUAUGAAAGCCAAGGUCUUGGCCUCAGUGACUGCCUCUGGCCUUGGCCUGUGCUGUUUGCCAUGGGCCUUCGAAGGCGGCAGCUGGAGGACUCAUCUUUGGCACAGCAUCCUGCCACAGGCACCAGCCUUUGGAAAGACCAUGGGUUCUCUGGACCUCUCACCUGACAGGCUUUUGUUUUCUCACAGCAUUGCUUUGCACACAUAGAAUCAUAGAAUCAUAGAAUCACAGAAUGGCCUGGGUUGAAAAGGACCACAAUGAUCAUCUGGUUUCAACCCCCUGCUAUGUGCAGGGUCACCAACCACCAGACCAGGCUGCCCAGAGCCACAUCCAGCCUGGCCUUGAAUGCCUCCAGGGAUGGGGCAUCCACAGCCUGCUUGGGCAACCUGUUCAGUGCAUCACCACCUCUGUGUGAAAAACUUCCCCCUAAUAUCUAACUUAAAUCCCCCUGUAUAAUUUUUUUUUUCUAAGUCAAAGGGCCCUGAUACAGUCCUGAUACAGCUGUGCUGUCAACAGGUAGGCAGAAUGUAGGUUUGGAAUCUGUGUAUUUUGCUUUGGACAGAAGGCUUGUUUGUGACCAAAUACCAAUCUAUUUUUCUUCUCUGUGUGAAAGUGAUUUCUGGUUAACAAUUCACUGGAAAAGCCUUUCAGGUCUGAUCAGCUUUCCUGGGGACAUCACUGUGUGUUUCCAGCCGAGAAGCAGUAUGACUGAGUCAGGCUGAUCCGUUUUGCUCAAGUAAGUGCAGUAUACAUUGUUGGUACAGAACUUCCAACACUGACAUAAAAUGUAAAAAUUCAGCCUUUGUUCAUAACUCACAGCAGCUCUCACAAUCUGCAUUAUAGUCAAGUAACACCAGCAAAAUGGACUGGAAAACAGAACAGUUUCCUUCCCCAGAAGUGCUUUGUGAUGCAUCUUUGGCUUUCUGUCCAAGGUGCAAGGUGACACUCUGUAAUCAGUUUCUGUCUCUGGCAGUGAAGUACUGCAUGCAAUGCAAAUGCAGCGUGAGCCGUGCCUCUUUCUGUGCAAAAAGUGUAGAGUUGGUGACUUACCCAAUUUACAAGUUGGAUUAUCAGAAUUAGCCACCUUUGGAGCUCAGUAACUUUCAGUAAAAAAUUAUGACUAAAUGAUUCUUGAUGUACAGCAAACCAUAAUAAAUUUUUAAGGCCAAAAUAGCCCUCCGGCCUUUACUUUGAU